Messenger RNA from Solea solea (common sole), 1200 nucleotides. RefSeq names its product cathepsin O (gene ctso). The record is from RefSeq and is a predicted model, not a curated record. Lineage: Eukaryota; Metazoa; Chordata; Actinopteri; Pleuronectiformes; Soleidae. Gene Ontology annotation, molecular function: cysteine-type endopeptidase activity. The transcript is spliced from 8 exons. The coding region runs from base 1 to 1050 and encodes 349 amino acids. Gene Ontology annotation, cellular component: lysosome.
AUGACGGCCCGCCGCCAAGUGUUUGCGGUUGUUGUAGUAAUCGUUUGCGUGCUCGUCGCUCCUCUGUGUUGCGUGAAUGUGAGCGUGAAUGCGGGUGACACUCGGCAUAAGUUGAACGACUCUCACGUCGAUUUCGACUCGUUCGGAGAAAAGUUUCCCCGCGAGUAUGAUGACGUCAACAGCGGCGACUUUAACCGGCGUCGUCUCCAUUUCCAGGAGGCUACAAAGCGACAUGCGUACUUGAACUCAUUUUCCACAGCACCGCAGUCGGCCCAGUAUGGUCUAAACCAAUUUUCUGACCUCUCACAGGACGAAUUCAGAGAUCUGUACCUGCGAGCGAGCGCGGACGGCGCGCCACACUUCUCUGGACCGAAGACAGAACGGCUCCCGGCCAAGUUUGACUGGAGGGACAAAGAGGCAGUGGCGCCGGUCCAGAACCAGCUCGCAUGCGGGAGUUGUUGGGCGUUCAGCGUGGUUGGUGCCAUCCAGUCUGCACACGCUAUUGGAGGCUCACAUCUGCAGCAGCUCAGUGUACAGCAGGUUCUGGACUGCUCCUUCAAAAAUGAAGGCUGCAACGGAGGCUCUCCUGUCAGGGCUCUGAAUUGGUUAAAACAGACCAGAGUGAAACUCGUGCCUCAGUCCGAGUAUCCCUACAAAGCCAGGACGGGAAUCUGCCAUUUCUUCUCUCAGUCACGCGACGGCGUCGCUCUGGUGAACUUUACCGCACAUGACUUUGGUGGCCAGGAGGAGGCAAUGAUGGGUCAGCUGGUGGAGCGUGGUCCCCUGGCUGCUGUCGUGGACGCUGUCAGCUGGCAGGAUUAUCUGGGAGGAAUCAUCCAGCAUCACUGUUCCAGCCAACGGUCCAACCAUGCUGUUCUGGUCAUUGGAUACGACACCACUGGUACAUGUUGCCUCCACGUUGGGGAUAUUCCGUACUGGAUCGUGCAGAACUCCUGGGGAACCACGUGGGGCAACAAGGGUUAUGUUUACAUAAAAAUCGGUGGCAACAUUUGUGGUAUUGCGGAUUCUGUGGCAGCAGUUUUCCUCUAACAACAUCACGUGUAUUUCUGUCAUUUGUUGGUAUGUUCACUGCUGUGAACUCGAAAUCAGUCAACUGCCGUCAAACGUCUCUGUAAAUAAUGUUUCUUUUUAUUGAAAUGCAUCACCAUAACAAAAUAAAUCAUGUCACAUCUUGAUAAA